AUGGUUGCCAAAGCCGGAUUCCUGAUCGACUCUCUACUUCGAGAUACAGCCGAAACCUCCGAACAAAUGCCGCCACUUUCCGACGAUGCCAUCCGAAGUGAGGAAUUGACAAAAGCAGAAAUGUUCGGGCAGCCGCCUUCCGAAUUGGCAAGUGAUAUCUUUUGCGAUUUCUAUUAUCUGCGACUGCCCGCGUCACCCCUCGACAUGUAUCUAGCCAAAAUGCAACUACUACAGAAGACAUUCUUUCAACAACAUACCCUCCAAACGGCCCUGAAUGCUCGUACUCCACCCAGAUUACUGCCUGGACAUCCAAGACUUCCAAUGAAAGCAACCGCGGGCCGUCGUCAAUCCAUCCCAGAAUCUGGUGCUGAAGGCCCUAGUCGAGGCAAUAUCAAAAAAUAUCGAUGUGAUAUCUGCGAAAAAACCUUCAGCCGCAGCAAUACUCUGGUCACCCAUAAGCGCAUCCACACCGGGGAGAAGCCGUUCAAAUGUGAGCACUGCGGACGAGCCUUCCGUCAACCUGGAAACCUGACCCGCCAUCGAUUGACCCAUACGACCGUAGGGCUUUUGAUCAAGCCCUACAUGUGUACCGAGUGCCACAAAACCUUCAAUCGAGCUUCUAACCUACAAGCCCAUAAGAAAACCCACGCUCGCCUG
Molecule: messenger RNA, 657 nt
Organism: Mesorhabditis spiculigera
Lineage: Eukaryota; Metazoa; Nematoda; Chromadorea; Rhabditida; Rhabditidae
Source: the annotation of a GenBank genome assembly